Molecule: messenger RNA, 2984 nt
Organism: Mya arenaria
Lineage: Eukaryota; Metazoa; Mollusca; Bivalvia; Myida; Myidae
Product: ryncolin-1-like
Exons: 1
Coding region: 87-851 (254 amino acids)
Source: RefSeq, a predicted model, not a curated record
AAAUUGAGUCUCUAUUGUGUGAUCCUAUUAUUUGAAAACUAUUUAACAGACGAGUGUUUACAAUUUUGAACAUUCUGUCUGGAGACAUGAUGGGGACAAGAAGCUUCAUACGAGCAAUUGGUCUGUUCUUUUGGUUAACAAGUGCCGGUGCUGAUGUUAACUAUAACGCAGUGUUCAACGUACAAGACUCGAGCGGGUCAACUCACUCACCUGACGUAAAGCCAAAGGACUGUACAGAACUGCAUCAAUUCCAGAAACAGUCGGGUAUCUUCACAAUAUAUCCCGACCGCGCAAUGCCAAAAGGGUUUAAUGUUAGCUGCGAUAUGGACAUUGACGGCGGCGGGUGGACGGUGAUACAGCGCCGUGUCACGGACACAGACUUCUACAAGACGUGGAAUGAGUAUCAAACGGGAUUUGGUGACCUCGCAAAGAACUUCUGGCUCGGAAACCAAAAGAUUUCUAUCAUAACUUCGCAAGGCUGGUACGAACUCAGAAUUGACCUGAUGGCUACAAAUGGAGACACGCGAUUCGCUAAUUACGAAGUAUUUUCGGUGGGUGAUGCACAGAGCGAGUACACUUUGUUUGUCGACGGUUACUCUGGAAAUGCUAAUGAUAGCAUGCCUACCCAUAACGGGGCGAAGUUUUCUACAAAGGAUCGAGAUAACGAUAAUAGAAGCGGAAACUGUGCUCAGUCAUAUAAAGGUGGAUGGUGGUACAACGAUUGUCAUGAAGCUAAUCUGAACGGAGAUUUUGGAAAUACGGAAUUUGGUCAAGGCAUAAACUGGUAUCAUUGGCUUGGGCAUCGCGUCUCUCUUGCGAAAGCCGAUAUGAAAAUAAGGCGUAAAAUUUAAUUUUUCAUUCAGUUUAAACGCCACAUAGUUAAAACGUUUUCCCAAAGCACAACAUAUAGAAGACAGAAAACUACAAAAUAAUGUACUUUUAGACUUCUUAGAACCAGUGAAAAUGUUUCGUCUCGUUUAUAUUAUACUUGCAGACAAUAAAACAAUUCCUUGAAGACACAGUCGGAGUCCUUCUCUGUGGUCAAAGUAAAAAUAACGUAACCGGCAUAUUUCUGGAGACACGUUAUGCUUUCGGGUAAUAGGAAUACAUGUAGAUCUUAUUUUAUUUUGUUUUACGAACAUUUCUUUCAUUGCAUGCGUCUUUGUUGUACUCUCAUUUUAACAAACUACCGAUAUUAUGCAAGGCUCUGUUUUGUAUCCUAAUGGUGAACAUUAAUUAGCAAUGUAACUUUUAUACGUGAAUAUCUAAUUUAUAUAUGCAUGAUUAUUUUUUCAUUGUUGAAUUGUUUCCAAAAUGGACCAUGUGACAUUAUCUAUUCUUUUUGAAGUAUUAGGGCUUUUAAAUGGCGAGCACUCAUUUGAGCCAUAACAUUUUUGUUAUGUGUUCAAAUUGUUCCAAUGCGAAUUCCGUUGUAGUGUCAGUCAGUGAAUUAGUGGGAAAUGGCCUUAAACGUUUGGUCAUUAGCGGUGAGUAUGGUCUCUUAGUGUUGCGGUGUUUAUAUAUUAAGAACGUUUUCAUGUAUUAUAUCACAGAGUCAAUCUCUAACUAAUUUCACGAUUUGAUUUAUGUCGUGUCAAAGAUAGAGUCAAUUCAAGAUUAUGUAUUUAAAUUAUACUGGUGAAAAGCAUUUCCUGAAAUAGCGAUUACGAGUUACAAGUAAUGUCACAGAUAGUUAUUAUCUAUAAUUGUUAUAUGAACAACUGGCCCAUGCUUACACAUUUACUUUAUAUUCAUUUAUAUUCAUUCAUAUGUUUGCAAAUGCUUCACUUUUAUCACAAAAUUUAACAUAGAAUUUUUUCUUUCGAUUACAUUUGUUUUCCUUGUCCUUGAUGUAUUCUCAAACCCACCACGAAAAUCGAUCAACAUUUUGUUAGGCGUAUGUAAGUUAUGGAAGCGUAAAGACGUCUUCAAAGUUCAAGUCAUUUGAAUUUCAAGAGAAUGCAUAUUUUUAGCUCGACUACUCGAAGAAUAGGUGGGCUAUACUACUCGCCCCAGCGUCGGCGUCGGCGUCUGGUUAAAGUUUUAGCGCAAGUUUGGAUUUUCACUUAUAAGUCCAAUACCCUUCAUUCAAUUGACUUAAUACUUCACACAAUUGUUCAGGACCAUCACCCAAUGAGGUUACAUAACUCCAUAUUAUCCUUAAUACAAGUUAUGGCCCAUGAUUAACUAAGGUUAAAGUUUAAGGUCAGGUUAAAGUUUAGGGAAAGUUGGGAUUUUAAUUAAAAAACAACUUCUAUAUCCUUCAUUCAAUGCACUUAAUACUAUUCAGAAUUAUUGACAACCAUCUUACAACAAGGAACAUAACUCCAUUUUAGCCAUAAAUACAAAUAAUUGCCCUUGAAUGUUUCUUUUUCUUUUAAUUUCUUUUGAAAGGCACAUUUCAAUAUUCCUAACCGCAUUUUCAUAAAGGGUAAACAUUUUUUUUAAUUUUUUUUUAUUUCCUUUGAAAGGCACAUUUUGAUAUUCCUCACCACAUUUUCAUAAAGGGAAAACAAGUUAUUUGAUGUUUGGGCGUGCUGGUGUUCGGGCAGCGUCAAAGCCACCAUGGUUGAUAUACUGUGACCAAACAUGAUAUAUAAGAAGAGUUUAUGGAGGUCUUCCAUGGGAUUGUGUUUGUGGCCAUUAGGAUCAAGGUCACUGCUGCAAAAAUAGAAGAAAUAGUUGAAACUGAAUCUCUUCUGCCAAUCAUUUAACACCUGGUUUUGUCACAUUGCGAUUCUUGUUCACUUUUCAAUUUGAUUGUUUUAUUGCUUUUGACAGGUACAUAUUACAUCGUUAUUGUAUUCACUUCUAAGUCAAAGCGGCGUAGUCGAGCGCGCUGUCUUACGACGGCUCUUGUUGUUUUAUGUAGGUCAUCUAAUGAGAAACUGGUUAAAUGUUAUUGAUUUAAUUUUCUUCAAAAAUGGUGUUUUGUACAUAGUAAUUUGUAACAAUUACAGAAAAAUGAAAUAUGAAUACUGUUA